AUGGGGACAAAGCUGGGCCCACGUCUAAAAUCCCUGCGCAAGGUCUCAGGCCCCCCACCUCGGAGGGCCUCGGGGGAGGCCAGCUGCCUCCUCUGCCAGCAGAUCAGUGGCCCUUGUGCAGAAACCAGAGCUCGAGCCUCGUUUUAUUUACUGAAGACCAGGGGACAUUUAAACGCACUCUUAGCCCUCAGCUCCAGGGAGACUUUCUGGCUGUCGGGGCGCCCUAGGCUGCCCCCCCCCCUUCCAGCUGAAGAGCCGGGACACAGAGCACAGGGGCAUUUCUGGGCUGGCAGGGCCCUGAUUGUGCCUGGAGGCAGAGGUACCCUCCCCCCAGGCCUCUGCCCCUCCCCGAAGCCCUGGGGAGAGCCUCCGAGCCACCCUGUGACAGGGGCGCGGGGCACCUGGUCCCAGGCAGUGGGCUCUGCACCGCGGGGCUGCUGUCCAACCAGCCCCUUGUCCAGAAACCAGAUUCUGAAUUACCUGUGCCCCCCCCCCCGUGCUCUGUUUAUUUGGGGUGUCUGUCUACAGAGUGGGAGCGAUGUCUGUGUUUCUCUCUUUCUCCGAAAACUUUCCGAGAUCCAAGAGCCACAGGACCUGCAGGCGAGCCGUCCCCGCGGGUCUCCUCCCCAGACUGCGGCACGUCACUCACCCUUCUGGGCCUCGGUGUUCUGGUUGCAAACUUCUCUUGCCCCCAACGUGUCCCAGAGGAGGAGCGUGUGGACGCCCCGGACGAGUCGGUGGCCGGUGGGGCGGUGGCCAGAAGCCCCAGCGCAGAUGGCAACGAGUACCCGGCAUCUAGCGAGCCUUCUUUCAUACUGUAUCUAGGCUUAAAGCCCCCAUCGUUGGAUGUGCCGUCUUGGCGGUAAAAGGCAAAGUCAUUCUAGUAUUCUGGACCUGACAGGGAGCCGUGCA
Molecule: messenger RNA, 912 nt
Organism: Canis lupus familiaris (dog)
Lineage: Eukaryota; Metazoa; Chordata; Mammalia; Carnivora; Canidae
Exons: 3
Coding region: 1-825 (274 amino acids)
Source: RefSeq, a predicted model, not a curated record